AUAACAUCGACAAGCUGGUGCCGAUCGGAUGCGCUGGUGAGCUUCUCAUUGAAGGACCCAGUCUCGCCAUCGGAUACCUGAAUGAUGCGCAGCGAACGUCAGAGUCAUUCAUCUUCAAUCCCGUUUGGGCACUCGGCGACGAGCCUUCGGCAAUGCGCCGUUUCUACAGGACAGGUGACUUGGUGCGGCAGACAAGCAACGGCUCAUUCAUUUACCUCGGACGCAAGGAUACCCAGGUCAAGCUCCGCGGUCAGAGGAUUGAGCUUGGGGAGAUCGACUUCCACAUUCGCCGUGCUCUCCCGUCGGCGACUGUACGUUCAGAUAUCGUUGAUCUUCAGCAGCAAAAGGCUGGCAGCGGCAUGCUCAAGGCACUUGCUGCCUUUGUCGUCCUUGAUGGUGUCGACGUAAACAUCGAGAGUAACGCUGGUAUAAGCGCUGGUUCACUCAAGCAGGUUGGUGAAGCUGCCUCUACUGCUGUUGCUGAGCUGGGUCGCUCGGUGCCACCUUACAUGGUCCCUUCAAUCUUCAUCCCCAUUUCCAAGAUGCCUCUCACCGUCUCUGGAAAGACGGAUCGUCAAAGGCUCAAGGCCAUCGCAGCCAAGAUCCCCCACAAGCACCUCGAUACCUUGCGAGCCCUUCAACGCGGAGUAAUAGGCGACGGACCCAAGGUUGCACCUCGCAACGAUGUCGAAAAGCGCAUGCAAUCCGCCUGGUCAACCGUCCUACAGCUGGGUCCCGAGAGCAUCGGCAUCAAUGACAGUUUCUUCCGUCUCGGUGGAGACUCCAUCUCUGCGAUGAAGCUUGUCACAGCUGCGCGAUCAGUCGGCAUCUCCAUCACCGUGUCCGACAUCUUCCAGACGCCCAUCUUGGCCAACCUUUGUCGGUGCAGUAGCAACGAGAGCGAUGAAAUUGAAGUCGUUCCGCCGUUUUCUCUCAUUCCAGCAUACGACACCCUGAUGCAUCAAGAGGCUGCCCGACAGUGCGGUGUAGUUCCUGAAGCCCUCGAGGACUUGUAUCCUUGCACCCCACUUCAACAGGGUCUGAUCUCGCUCUCGGUCAAGGAAGAGGGAUCUUACAUCGUUCGCGAGACCUUCCGCCUCCGCAGUGUGCGCGUGAGCCGAUUCCAGAAGGCUUGGGAGUACGUCGCGAACAUUCACCCUAUUCUUCGCACCCAACUCGUACAUCUGGACACCUACGGAACUCUUCAGGCCGUGAUCAGCACCAAACAGGCAAUGCGGUGGCGCACGGCUUCCUCUCUGGAGGAGUAUCUUGCCCAAGACGAGAAAGAGACCAUGGGCUUAGGCACACCCCUCAGCAGGUAUGGUCUUGUGUUGCCGGCCAACCCAGCGGACGACGCCAUCUUCAUCUGGACUGCCCAUCACGCCAUGUACGAUGGUUGGUCGAUGCCCAUCAUAAAGGAGGCUGUUGCUACAGCGUACAUGGAAGUGAUGCUCCCUGAGGCUCCUGCGUUCAACACAUUCAUCAAGCACAUCCAGGGAGUCGAUGCAACCGCCGCUCAGUCAUUCUGGAAGUCUUACUUUGACGAAGCAGGUGCUUCUCCUUUCCCUGCUGUUCCACACGGAGCUUCUCUGGAGUUCCGAGCCGACAGGUCCGAAAGGGUAAACCUGUCUUGGAAGUCCCGACAACGUGAUGGAGUCACCGUAUCGACUCUCCUCCGUGCAGCAUACGCCAUCGUUGUCGGCACAUACACCGGUUCCUCUGAUGUUGUCUUUGGCACGACAUUGAGUGGCCGCAACGUUCCUGUACCUCGCGUCGAGACUAUCGUUGGCCCAACUAUCACGACUGUGCCAGUCCGUCUGUCUUGGGACGCCAAUAUGACCGCACAGGAACUGCUGCAGAACGCCCAGCGCCAGGCCACCACGAUGAUGCCUUUCGAGCAGAUGGGUCUAGUCAACAUUGCAAAGAUCAGCGAAUCAGCCAAGAGAUCUUGUCAGUUCCAGAGCAUUUUCGUCGUCCAGCCUGAGAAAGAUGACGACAGUGCUGCGUGCGAGAGUCUCUUUGGUGACCAACUGAGCAAUGCCUCCAGCAGCGAGGAUACUACUUCUCCUCAGACUUACCCGCUAGGUAUUGAGGCGACGGUCGAGGGCAAUGAGCUUGAACUAUCUGCCACCUAUGACAGUCGCAUCAUUGAUCCCCCUGAGAUGCGCCGCAUCUUGCAUCAGGUCGGGCAUGCCGCCUCGCUCCUCGACCAGAACCCCAAUCUUCCCAUCUCAGCAUUGAACUUGGCCGGCAAAUCAGACUUGUCUCAGAUCCAGGCAUGGAACGCCCAAGGUCCUCCAGCAGGAGUGCGAGAGGCUGUGUACACCAUCAUCAGUCGCAAUCCCUCUUCGGCGCCCGCUGUCAGUGCGUGGGAUGGUGACUUGACAUAUGCCGACUUAACCAGGCUCUCUAAUGGCUUGGCCCAUCGCCUCCGCGGCAUGGGAGUCGGCGUCGGCGCCGAGACUGUGGUCGCCUUCAGCCACGGGAAGUCUAAAUGGGUUCCAGUCAUCAUGCUUGGUAUCCUCAAGGCAGGUGGUGCGUUCGUUGCUUUGGAUGCUGCUCAGCCUGAAAGCCGUCUCAAAUUCAUUGUCGAAGAAGCUAGGAUCGGCGUCCUUCUCACUUCACCUGAGCUGGCAAAAUCGCCCUCAUUGGCGAAUCUCCCUGUCACUCCAGUCUUCCCAGAGUCGCUCGAGUACUCGAUCGAGGAGAAGGAGACUACGCCGCCACCUGCUCACAGUGUCUCUCUACCUGACUCCCUGGCAUAUGUUGUCUUUACGUCUGGCAGCACGGGUGUGCCAAAGGGAGUGAUGGUGUCUCAUUCCGCUGCGGCCUCCAGCACUUUGGCCCACGGCUCCGCCAUGGGAAUUACUUCCGAGAGUCGAGUCUUGCAAUUUGCUUCUUACACUUUCGACGCCUGUGUGCUUGAGGUACUUGGCACACUGCUCGCUGGGGCUUGUGUCUGCAUCCCAUCACCGGAGGAAGCUACCGAGGACCUGAACGCAGCAGUCCGCAAGUAUGGUGUUAACUUUGCUGCUCUUUCACCUCGAGUCGCUUCUCUCCUUCGUCCUAAGGAGGUCCCGGCCAUCAAGGCUAUUGCACUGGGUGCUGAGGUUGUGACGAGCUCAGAUAUCCAGCGAUGGGAGGGCCGUCGUGUGAGUAACGGUUACGGCCCGACCGAGUGCACCGUUGUGUGUGUCUUGGAGUCUAGCAACCACAAGCCUGGACGCAUCGGAAGAGGUGUUGGCUGUAUCUGCUGGAUCGUGGACCCUGAAGAUCCCAACAAGCUGGCACCUGUUGGUGCGCCUGGAGAGCUUCUCGUCGAGGGACCAUGUCUGGCUCGCGGAUACCUUCAUCAAGAAGAGAAAACCCGGGCCGCCUUCGUACAGGAUCUUGCCUGGACUCAAGGUUUCCCCAGUGCUAGCAGCAGGUCCAGACGUUUCUAUAAGACCGGCGACAUUGUCAGGUACGACUCAGACGGUGGCAUCUUGUUCAUCGGCCGAAAGGACAACCAAGCCAAGCUCAGGGGUCAGCGCAUUGAACUCAGCGAAGUUGAACAUCAUAUGCGUCGUGCUCUGCCUGAGUGCCACGUCGUUGCCGAUAUCGUCAGCUUCCCUCAGCAGAAGAACGACUCCAUGGCCUUGGUCGCCUUUGUCGUACCUUCGAGCAGCAACGCAUCGGGCAACUCCCUCGGAUCCAUGCUUCCGCUCGACAGCGGAGCAGUCAAGGCCUUUGCUCAAUCUUGGGCGAAGGCAACAGUGGAGAUGUCUCAUGCAGUGCCGCUUUACAUGGUUCCCACGCUCUAUAUCCCUCUCGACUCAAUCCCGCUCACCUCGUCGAGCAAGGUCGAUCGCCGCAGACUACAGGCUGUUGUUGCAGACGUCACUGCCGAGCAACUAGAGCUUCUCCGUGGUGUUCAAGGUGUGAAAGAAGCUCCACGCUCGUCUCUGGAGAAGAGCAUGGUGUCUGCCUGGGCACAGGUCCUUGGACUUGACACCGGCAAGAUUGGCAUCCGGGACAGUUUCUUCCGUCUUGGAGGCGAUUCUAUCACAGCUAUGCGCCUGGUCCCAAUUUUGGCCGAGGGUGGUCUGACGCUCCGUGUCUCUGAUGUCUUCAAGUACCCGGUCUUGGCCAGUUUAUGUCGCCAUCUCCAAGGGGACGAAGACCGCACAGAUGGGUCUUCCUCGACAGAAGAGUGGUCGGAUCUUGGCGGCAGUCAAGAUCUCACUCCCGACGCUGAGCAUAUCGAUGAAGAGGCCCUGCAAGUUGCUGCUGCUGAAAACAUCGCCAUUGGUACCGAAUUGUCUUCAGUGGCACAAGCUUCUCCAAGCAGUCCAGCCGAGUACCAUAUCACACCGGCGUCAGACUUCCAAGCUCUGGCAUUCGAGUUCUCUCAGCUCCGGAACCGCGGCUUUGUCAACUACUUCGUCCUCCGCUUCCUCGAUCGCUUCAGUCAUGAACGCAUCCGCAAUGCCUGCACGCAACUGGUUCAGCACCACUCUAUCCUUCGCACCAAGCUCAAGCUUGCCAACAGCCGACUCUGGCAGCUUGCUGCGUCCGUGACCUCUUUCCAGCCCGCUUUUGAGUUCUUCCGCGUCACUUCGGAUGACGUCGUCUCUUUCACCACGCGCUUGAUCGAGACUGAUGAGGCGCGUCGCUUAGGUUCCGAUGAGAUUCCUACCAAGUUCUUCAUCGUCGAGUCCGCCUCGCAAACUCAACUUGUCAUGAGGCUUGCUCAUACGCACUAUGACGGCCUGUCCUUCCCGCUUCUUCUCCAAACGCUUUCCCAGGCUUUGAAGCGGAGUGAACUUGCUCCUGAAGUCUCCUUCGCCAAAUUUUCUUCCAGUAUCCAGGCUCUUCCUUCUCGGCAUUCCAUGUCAUACUGGCAACACCUCCUUGAGAACUCGCAGAUGACUCCAGUCAUCACUCCUGCUGCCAUCACCGCCAACGACGGAAUUGAGGGUCACAUUACUCGGCUUGUGACAUUGCCCAAUCUUUCUCAAGCCAGUGUGACCUUCGCCAGCGUUCUCAAGGCCGCCUGGGCCAUCGUCCUUGCCCAACACUCAAGUCUCUCCGACGUUGUCUUUGGCUGCCUGGUGUCCGGUCGAUUCGCUCCGGUCGCUGGCAUCGAGUCCGUGGUAGGACCUUGCGUUAAUCUAUCUCCUGUCCGCGUCAGAAACAUCUUGAAGGACACUAGCACGCGCUCUUUCCUGCAAGCCGUUCACGCUCAACAUACCAAGAGCAUGGAGCAUGAGCACGUUGGAUUCCGUCGCAUCAUCACGGGAGCCACGUCUUGGCCAGCUCGAACUUCUUUCGCGGGCGCGUCCAUCGUGCAGCACCAAAACAUCCCUCUGGCCGCUGAGCUCAACGAAACGACACCUGACUUGCCUUUUGAGCUGAGCGCCAAGGGAGGCACCUCGAAUGCUGCUGCUAUUUGGAUCAUUACUACUUCCCGUCCUUCGGAGGGCCUUUUGAGUAUUGAGCUUACUCACACCCUCAACACGAUCAAUCACAACACCGCCGAGACUCUUUUGCAGGCACUUUGUGUCGCCAUUGAGCAUUUCGGUCACCACUGGGACUCGGAAGCACCGCUUCCCGACACCCGAAGCCAGAAAACCAAGUCCAACAACGCGCCACUCUUGCCUGGCGGAUCAGUUGGCGAUGUCGCUGAGUCUGUCGUGACUUCCGACGCGCAAAGUCCUGAUGAACAGGCCCGCGCGGUAGUCAAUCAGGCCUGGAGCUUGUUGCAAAAGGCACAUUCCCGAGACACAUCGUCAGAAGGAAUACCUACCUCCAUGUUCGACGUGUGGAAUGACAACCUCGUCGCUGUGGCUUUGAAGGGCAUAUAUGAGAGCCUGGACGUUUUCCUCGAUCUCGAGCAAUUGCUUCAGCACCCAACGAUGGAAUCGCAAGCAAGCUUGCUGACUUCUUUGGGCUUCUGAGUUUUGAACCUGUAGCUAUCAUGUUUUCCUUGUUUGUCUGUCAAGUUUGUUUAGAAUGUCCCCAGUCAACAGUAGUUGACUGCUAGAAUGGCGUCCGGAGGCAUGUGCUUUAGAGAGGAGAUUGGCGUAAAUUUGAUUCUUUAUUAAACAUCUUUUAAC
Molecule: messenger RNA, 6098 nt
Organism: Colletotrichum godetiae
Lineage: Eukaryota; Fungi; Ascomycota; Sordariomycetes; Glomerellales; Glomerellaceae
Exons: 1
Coding region: 153-5939 (1928 amino acids)
Biological process (GO): secondary metabolite biosynthetic process; amino acid activation for nonribosomal peptide biosynthetic process
Cellular component (GO): cytoplasm
Molecular function (GO): phosphopantetheine binding; catalytic activity
Source: RefSeq, a predicted model, not a curated record